UCGCAAGACAAACUGCGAAAGGGAAGAAAUUCACCGAAGAGGGUUAUGUGCGCAACAUCAUGUUUAAUAACUUGUGUUCCACAUCCCCGUAUGGACUUCUCCGAAGUAUAUGCCUACCGUCAAUGAAAGGCGGCUACUACAUCGUACAUGCGGUCAUAGAGAAAGGAACGGGCGACAUACUGGCAGGCCACUGUCUCUGCCCAGCCGGCCUCAGUGGAAGCUGCCAGCACGUUGUUGGCCUGCUGCUCACAGCUUGCAACCUGGCACCACAAGGAGAAGACACAACAUGUACGGAUGUCCCCUGUGCAUGGAUUGUGCCCCCUCAAGCCAAAAAGCAAGAACCAAGCUUGCCGCUUUCGGAAAUUUUGUUUGAGAGCAGCAGGAACAGGAAGAGAGUUUAUGAUCCCACACCUGGACUGUUGCCAGCUGACCCUGCCAACUUCAUCAGCAACUUGCAAGAAAUAUCUCCGAGCUGCCUUCUACUCCGCUAUGCAAAGAAGCCCAGGGCGGCAGAAGAAAGCACAACAGAGACCAUCGCUGCAAAAGUAAUAAAUGAUGGAUGCUGCAACCAGCCAUAUAUAGCCGACAGUGAAGAUUUGCUGAGCAUGACAAACUCGAGAAUUAUUCAAGAGAGAUUUGAUGCAAUUCAGCCCCUGAGCCUCGACGACAGGGCAGUCAUUUUAGAAAGCACAAUGGGCCAGGCAGAGAACAAGAAGUGGCAUCAGGAACGUAUUGGACGGCUCACGGCAUCAGUGUUUAAGAAGUUGCUGCGGUGCAGAAAGCCUGAUGGUGCCGUAAGGGACGUAAUGUAUCCUCGCCAAGUGAGCACCGAAGCCAUGCGUUAUGGCAGGAUUCACGAGGACGAUGCCGUUAAAGCAUACGAAGAAAUAAUGGCAUGCAGGGACAGAUAUUUAACUACUGCAUAUACUGGGUUGCAUGUUCAUCCCCAGCACCCAUUUAUUGCUGCCUCCCCCGACAGACUUGUCUUUGAAGGGAGUGACACUGGUCUUUUGGAGGUGAAGUGCCCAUUCUCCUUCAAAGGCAAGGGUGUCGUCGAAGCAGCAGCUUCUGCAAAGUGCUGUUUGAAAAUAUCUGGUGACAAUAUAGAAUUGAAAAAAGAUCAUGCAUAUUAUUAUCAGAUACAAGGUAUGAUGGGUGUCACAGGUUUGAAGUGGUGUGAUUUUGUAGUAUGGACAAAUGCUGGAAGUGUAGCAGCCUCAACACAUGUGGAGAGGACUCCCUUUGAUGAAGUUCUUUGGUGUACAGAAAUUCUGCCUGGGUUGCUGCAUUUCUUCAAACAUUGCAUAGUGCCAGAGCUGCUCACUCGCAGAUACUACAUUCUCAUUCUGCUGAGCAAUUACUUGAAAGAGUACUGGUGA
Molecule: messenger RNA, 1379 nt
Organism: Dermacentor silvarum
Lineage: Eukaryota; Metazoa; Arthropoda; Arachnida; Ixodida; Ixodidae
Exons: 6
Coding region: 60-1379 (439 amino acids)
Molecular function (GO): zinc ion binding
Source: RefSeq, a predicted model, not a curated record